AUGAAUUGGAUUGUUUCGAUUCACGUUUCUGCUGCUCCCAUUCGCGUUUCUGGUACACCGAUUCACGAAGACGAUGAAUUAGAUUGUUCCGAUUCACCACAAAUGAUUCUAAAGUGGGAAGUACUUCAAUUUAGUUUUGCGGAUAAGUUUAGAGAGGGGAAACCUGUUACAGGGAGGAGGUUGGAGGAGAUGAGGCUACAUUCUGAGAUUAAAACCUGUUAUAGUGGGUCAAGUGACUUUUUUAAGAGGUCAAACGAUAGUUUAUUCCCUUAA
Molecule: messenger RNA, 273 nt
Organism: Lactuca virosa
Lineage: Eukaryota; Viridiplantae; Streptophyta; Magnoliopsida; Asterales; Asteraceae
Source: the annotation of a GenBank genome assembly